Beta vulgaris subsp. vulgaris (sugar beet) is the source of this 1158-nucleotide messenger RNA. RefSeq lists its product as uncharacterized. Bases 1 to 1158 code for a protein of 385 amino acids. The transcript has 2 exons. The record is from RefSeq and is a predicted model, not a curated record. Lineage: Eukaryota; Viridiplantae; Streptophyta; Magnoliopsida; Caryophyllales; Amaranthaceae.
AUGUCUCAUGAUCAACAAGUUUCUACUUUUAGAAAGCGAACUAGAGAUGACAAUGAUGAUGAAAUGGAACUUAUUGCAAUAGUUAGUGGCUUUAUUAUGGUAGUAGUGGUGGCUAAAGGAGGUCUAGUUACUACUAGGAAUGUAACAAUCUUAGAAAUUGUUGCUUUCUUUCUACAUACUCUUGCACAUGAUCUUAAGAACAGAACGAUUGGUGUUGUGUUCACUCGUUCGGGAGAAACGGUAAGCCGUCAGUUUCAUACCGUGCUCAAAGCUGUGAUGAAGAUAGGAAACUUAUAUAUUAAGCAAGUAGAUUCUAGUGUGACAUAUGAUGGAGACAAUAAGUGGAAGUGGUUCGAGGGGGAACUUGGGGCACUUGAUGGGACACUUAUUAAGAUGACAGUUGCAGUUGAAGAUCGGCCUAGAUAUAGAGAUAGGAAAGGAGAUAUUACUACUAAUAUACUAGCUACAUGUGAUCCUAGUCUUCGGUUCAAUUAUGUUUUGCCAGGUUGGGAAGGAUCGGCUUCCGAUCCUCAUAUUCUAGGGGAUGCCCUCCGAAGACCUAAUGGUCUCAAAGUUCCCAAAAGUGAGAAAACCUCAAAAUUUUUCAUAUCUCUCCUUAUAAUAAUAAUAUUUAAUUUAGUUCCUUAUAAUCUUUUUAAUGUCACAUAUAAGUAUCUUCUUGUCGAUUUGGGAUACUCUAAUGCACAAGGGUUCUUGGCUCCAUAUAAAGGCACUCGUUACCAUUUUAACUUGUGGAGAGGAACUACUCCUACAAACUAUAAAGAAGUGUUCAACUUGCGUCAUUCAUCUGCACGUAAUACUAUUGAAAGAGCAUUUGGGUUAUUGAAAAAGAGGUGGGCUAUAUUGAGGAAAAGUAUCUUUUAUGAGAAGCAAACACAAGUAAGAAUCAUAAAUGCAUGUUUUGUUCUCCAUAACUUUGUUAGAGAAGAGAAUAUGGAUGAGGAGAAUUUGUUAUACGAGGUGGAUGAGGAUCUAUCAAAUGUUGAAGCUGUAGAUACCUUGGAGGAUGAAGGGGAUGAUUUCGUAUCAAUGACCCAAGCCUCACCUCAAUGGAACGAUUUUAGAGAUCAAUUGGCAAAAAAAAUGUUUCGAGAGUAUCAAGCUCGAUGGGGAGCUACCUCACAUCCUCUACCUUAG